GCAGGAGCAAGAUAUCCAUAAGCCGACACCCAACUUGGAAAACUCAUUCGCAGAGAUCAGAGAGAAUGGGGAGACCACCAUGGUGCGAGAAAAUUGGGGUGAAGAAAGGCCCUUGGACUCCCGAGGAAGACAUCAUCUUGGUUUCUUACAUUCAACAAAAUGGCCCUGGAAAUUGGAGAUCAGUUCCUUCCAACACAGGUUUGCUUAGAUGUAGCAAGAGUUGCAGAUUGCGAUGGACCAAUUACCUACGCCCCGGAAUCAAACGAGGCCAAUUCACUCAUCAUGAGGACAACAUGAUCAUUCAUCUCCAAGCCCUCUUAGGCAACCGAUGGGCAGCCAUAGCCUCGUAUCUGCCACAGAGAACGGACAACGAUAUAAAGAAUUACUGGAACACCCACUUGAAAAAGAAGGUAAAAAACCUUCAAAAUGGGAAUUUCUGCAAGGGCCGGUGGGAGAGAAGGCUUCAAACCGACAUUCAAACUGCCAAACAAGAAUUGAGGGAAGCUCUAUCACUAUCACUCAUCGACAAACAAAAUCAAGUUACCCACCAAUCCAAUAAUAACCCUAAAUUAGGCCAUCAUGAACAACAACUUUUUUCUUACUCAUCAUCCUACGCAUCAAGUGCCGAAAACAUUGCCCGAUUGCUCAAAAACUGGACCAGAAACAAAAACAACAACAAUUCUCCCGACAUCAACUCAACAACAACAACCCAGAAUAAUUAUUGUAACUUGUCGGUGGAGGAAAAUUCACUCACUUUGCUGGAGAAAUGGCUGUUCGACGAUGCCGCCGCCGCCGCCGCGCCUCAAAAUCAUCAUCAAGAUUUUCUCAACUUCUCCUUACAAGCUGAUCAUACUCCAUCAACCAUUGUUUAGCUUUAUUUUUAUCCCCAUUUCCAAACUGAUCGUCGUUUGCUUUUUGCUUUUGAUAGUAAUUAAUUAAUUAGUGGAAUUCAGAAAGUGUAAAUUAAUGAACCAAAA
This is a messenger RNA of Momordica charantia (bitter melon), 977 nucleotides long. RefSeq names its product myb-related protein 306. Lineage: Eukaryota; Viridiplantae; Streptophyta; Magnoliopsida; Cucurbitales; Cucurbitaceae. The record is from RefSeq and is a predicted model, not a curated record. Gene Ontology annotation, biological process: response to auxin.